UGAAAGGGAUGCGUUACUUUUAUUGCCCCCGGCACUGAAAUCCAGAGACCGACCUGGAAAAACUGAAUCCAUUGCUUUCUCUCUCUCCCUCUAUUUCUCGUUGCUCGAGCAAACUCUGUUCGAGCCAGUUCGAUUCGAUAGAACAUGACCAAGUGGUGAAGAAAGAUCUGUGUUUUGUUGGAUCGAUUGAUCGGGAUUCAAAUUCGAUUUUGGGAAAAUGCAGAGGAAGGAAUCGUAUAACCGGCUCUCCGGUGUGGUGUACAGAUCCCGAAUUUCAACUCUCUUGCUCUCCAUGCUCGCCACUAUGGCUUCCUUUUAUGUCGCCGGCCGCUUGUGGCAGGAUGCAGAGAACCGGGUCUAUUUAAUAAAAGAGCUUGAUAGGAUAACUGGGCAGGGGCACUCUGCAAUAUCAGUGGAUGAUACACUGAAAAUUAUUGCCUGCAGGGAACAACAGAAGAAAUUAUCAGCCCUUGAGAUGGAACUGGUAGCAGCCAAACAAGAAGGUUUCACUUCGAACCACUGGUCAAAGACUAAUAAGAUACCUAAGAAAAGGCCCCUAGUGGUCAUAGGAGUACUCACAACGUUUGGCCGCAAGAACAAUAGAGAUGCAAUCCGCAAGGCGUGGAUGGGAACUG
Molecule: messenger RNA, 635 nt
Organism: Camellia sinensis
Lineage: Eukaryota; Viridiplantae; Streptophyta; Magnoliopsida; Ericales; Theaceae
Source: RefSeq, a predicted model, not a curated record